This is a messenger RNA of Paramormyrops kingsleyae, 2284 nucleotides long. It is a transcript of the gene egr2b, whose product is annotated as early growth response 2b. The record is from RefSeq and is a predicted model, not a curated record. NCBI's taxonomy places the organism in Eukaryota, Metazoa, Chordata, Actinopteri, Osteoglossiformes, Mormyridae. Gene Ontology annotation, molecular function: DNA-binding transcription factor activity, RNA polymerase II-specific; RNA polymerase II cis-regulatory region sequence-specific DNA binding. Gene Ontology annotation, biological process: regulation of transcription by RNA polymerase II.
CAAGCGACCAAGAUCUGUCAUUGACCAAACAGAUCAGCCAGAGAGACUUAAAAAGCUGUGUUUACACUACAGCGUGCUAGAGCAGAUUAGAUGACAGCUAGUAAGGGAGAAUAAUCACAGGAUUAGCUAGUCGGUAAAAUAACUUCACACUAACGGCUUAUAAAAAGCGCAGUUUUAGGCGAAGCGAUGACAGCAAAAACUCUCGAGAAAACCCCUGUAACGCUAAGUGGUUUUGUGCAUCCUCUCUCCGAGAGCAUCUAUUCAGUGGACGAUAUCACCACAUCACUGGCAGCCUCUGUAAUUUUUCCAAAUGCUGAUUUAAAUGGGCCUUACGAUCAUGUUAGUGGAGCUUCAGGAGAUGGUUUAAUCAGUGGGGACAUGAGCACAGAGAAACGAUCCCUCGAUUUGUCUUACACCAGCAGCUUCUCGCAGCCCUCAGCUGCUCGCAACCAGCCAUUCACCUACAUGGGAAAGUUCUCAAUUGAUUCCCAGUAUCCAGGUAACUGGAAUCCAGAGAGCGUCAUUAACAUUGGGAUCCUUGGCAUGACCCAACCCUCCUCGGCGUCCUCUUCACCAGCUUCUUCUGUCUCACCAAACCACUUCUCCAGCACCUUGAGUUGCACCAUGGCGCAAAACCCUCCCGACAUGGACUCCAUCUACUCUCCCCCUCCACCUUAUUCUGGCUGCCCGGAGGUCUACCAGGAUCCGUCUGCUUUUCUGUCAACCACCACUUGCCCCAUCUCAUACCCUCCGCCGUCCUACUCGUCGCCGAAGCCAACCACGGACAGCGGUCUAUUUCCUAUUAUCCCCGACUAUGCCGGUUUUUUCCAACCCCCUUGCCAACGGGACAUGCCUACCAUCCCGGACAGAAAACCUUUUUCAUGCCCACUGGAGUCCUUUAGGGUACCACCGCCCUUGACUCCUCUGAACACUAUUAGGAAUUUUACAUUAGGCGGACCAGCUUCAGAAGGACCAAGACUACCUACAGCUUACAGCCCCCAAAAUUUGCCUCUAAGACCAAUACUCCGACCGAGGAAAUACCCCAACAGACCAAGCAAGACCCCAGUUCAUGAACGACCGUAUCCCUGCCCAGCAGAAGGUUGUGACAGGCGAUUCUCUAGGUCUGACGAGCUCACGAGGCACAUCCGAAUCCAUACGGGACACAAACCUUUCCAGUGCCGGAUCUGCAUGAGAAACUUCAGCCGCAGCGACCACCUCACCACUCACAUCCGCACUCACACCGGCGAGAAACCCUUUGCCUGUGACUUCUGUGGCAGAAAAUUCGCCAGGAGCGACGAGCGGAAGAGGCACACCAAAAUUCACCUAAGGCAAAAAGAAAGAAAGUCUUCAUCAGUACCCUCAGCAAACACGAACUCCGAUCGCUCCGUUGCUAUUAGUACAUCCGCUGGUGGGGUUUGCAGCUCGGGCUCUGCCCAGUUGCCUUCAUGUCCAUCCCGGGGAGUUUAGGUGUGACGCUUUGUAUGUUACAAUCCCGAUGAGAACAAAAUCAAGGCGAUGGUACAAGAAGGAAAAAACGAUAGAAAUAUCACUGCCCGCGUGCAGCAAAAUAGCAGUGACCAAGUCCACAUUAUUUUUACCGUGUUUACCGUCAGUUGGCACCUGCACAUCUUACUUCCAGAUUGCUGUUUGUCAGUUUAAUAUCAUUCAUACGUGGAUCGAAAUUAAUUAUUAUAAUGAAAUAGAAAAAACACGGCCAAGUGAACUUUUUUUUCUGGGUGACAAAUGAUAAUAUAGUAUAAGAGAUUGAUGGCAUCUUUGCUGUUGGUUCUAAUAGUAAAACAGUUUGCACUGUUAGGAACCAGUCUGAUCAGCACAAAUAAUAUGUGAGUCAAAAUGGUACCACAUUAACAGUAGUAAACUCGCAAUAAUUCCAAAUGUUUUAUUUAAAGUUAUUUAAAAGGUAAAAUGUGUCGGUGUUAACAAACUUGUUGUUUCUUCCUUGUUUUGCCAGUUGUCAUGUUUUGUAUGUAUUUCAUAGCGCGUUUGUAAUUGAAAUGUAUAAUAAUAUUCAUCAAUUAAUAUCAAAAUUUUAGAAUGAUAUAUUUUUGUAAACGCUGUUUCGUGUUCUUUCCGAAUGUGUUGGAUUUGUAGUAUAAACAUUAAAAAUGUAAAUACUUUAUUACUCUUGAGGACGUGGUGUUUGCUGUGAAAGCGUAAAAAACUGGAAUGUAUUUAGAGCAAAAUUACUAACGGUGGACCGGCAUGACAGCAUAAUUAAAAUAAUAUACUGUUUGUGUCACCUCAACAAAAUAAACAACUUUGA